Messenger RNA from Paramuricea clavata, 1738 nucleotides. The record is from the annotation of a GenBank genome assembly. NCBI's taxonomy places the organism in Eukaryota, Metazoa, Cnidaria, Anthozoa, Malacalcyonacea, Plexauridae.
GGACGUUUUUAUGUGACCUUAUUUUAAUUAAUAGUUUGAAGUUGUUUCAGAUGAUCGCAAUAAGAAUGAGGGAAAUGAAUAAAGCUGUACAUGCAAUGCAGUGAGGAAGUCUAUCACUAUUCUACAAAACUCUUAUUUUUAUGAUUCUUUCAGGUAAUUUCCCCGACAUUCAAGCAAAGUUAGACAAUGGCUGCUCUUCCUUCGAAUUCAUGCUCGAUUGUCAUCUGAAAUACGGCGACAUUGUAUUAAUAUGGCUGUUCUUUCUUCCGUGGGUGAACGUCUCCAACAUUUCUGACAUAAAAGACGUCUUGAUCACACAAAAAUUCCCUAAAGAUCCCAGAUUUUAUAAAGAAUGUCUGGAAACUCUGUUCGGCCAAAGGGCAAUGGGAACUAGUUUGUUGACAAAUCUGGACGAUACCCAAUGGCGCCACCGACGAUCCCUGAUGAACCCUGCAUUCCAUCGUUUGUACCUACGUAACCUCAUGUGCCACUUCAAUCAAAGCUCGGAAAUAAUUUUGAGCAAGCUGCGCGAUCAGGCUGAGAAAGGUCUGGACACUAGAAUGGUAGACGCGUUCUCAUUGGUCACUUUAGAUGUGAUCUGCAAGGCGGGGUUUGGGAUAGAUCUUGACGUCAUCAAUGACCCGCACAGCCCGUUUAUUCAGGCAUACAACCUAAUUUUAAAAGGGGUCGAAGAGGCUUUUGUUAAUCCAUUUCAUAAAUGGGAUUUCACAUCGUAUCCUCGGCAAAGAGAAGUUAUAAAAGCACUCCAGUUUCUACGCAGUACAGGGCGCGAUACUAUCCGAAGACGGUGCGAAGUUAUCCGACGAGGCGACGAUAACCCAAAGGUAUUAAAAUCUAAUUUCUUAACAUUCAAAUUAUUGCCAAUUCAGUUAUUAAGAGUGAAAAUAAUUUCUUUUCCUUCUUCAAAGGAUAUUCUAGGUCACAUUCUGAGUGACGGCCGGGAUCCGAUGCUCUCCGAGGAAGACUUGAUUGACGAUUUUGUAACAUUCUUUUCAUCCGGUCACGAGACUACGUCAUCAAUUCUCUCGUUCUGUGUACUGGAACUAGCUCACAACCAGGACGCCUUAACACGAGUGGAGCGAGAAAUCAAGGAAGUAUUGGGUACGAGAAAUGAUGUCACCUACGACGAUCUACCAAGAUUUAAAUAUCUGGACUGCUGUUUGAAAGAAACGUUACGUCUAUACCCGCCAGCACCGGGGAUUAUACGAAUAACACCCGGUAAUGUUACCCUGGGUGGGUAUAAAGUUCCCAAAGGAACUACAACUAGUGCUAGUUCUUUUGUCAUGGGACGUCACCCGGGAUUUUGGGACAACCCCGGGGAUUUUAUCCCAGAACGUUGGGAGGGCGACGAUAGCUCAAUCAACGCGUGCAUUUAUUUCCCCUUUUCACUCGGGCCUCGGAAUUGUAUUGGACAGCAGUUUGCAAUCAUGGAAAGUAAAGUAGUGCUGGUCAAAUUCUUGAAAAUGUUCACUUUUAAACUUCUUCCUGGUCAGACAAAACGAAUUCAUGAGCGAGGCAGCUUGCAACCUAUGGACGGCGUGGUCUGUAAAUUGUCAUUGAGAGAAAGCUAAGAAGGCAGUUCUAAAGCCUGGCUCACAUAUACCUGCGGUAUGUCGGCGGGCUAUUGUCGUGAGCAUUUCAACCAAAUAAUUCACUGAAGAACGCAUGCAUCAACAGCCGUGUAAACAAUGAUAGCCCAGGCAUAUAUGAACUAGGC